Molecule: messenger RNA, 2974 nt
Organism: Selaginella moellendorffii
Lineage: Eukaryota; Viridiplantae; Streptophyta; Lycopodiopsida; Selaginellales; Selaginellaceae
Product: pentatricopeptide repeat-containing protein At5g27110
Exons: 2
Coding region: 9-2387 (792 amino acids)
Biological process (GO): RNA modification
Molecular function (GO): protein binding; RNA binding
Source: RefSeq, a predicted model, not a curated record
GCUGUGGGAUGCUGAGGAAGGCGAGCUUCGUCUCGAGGAAGCUCGUCUUCAAUCUCAAGAAGAAGGCGCCGGUGGCGAGGAUCUCCGUGAGCGACGCCCUAGAGCAGCUCGAUCAGCGGCGCCACGGCUACGUCGAGCUCUACGACGAGCUCCUCCAGCAAUGCGGGCGACUGGGUUCCCUGGCAGAAGGUAAGCUCGUCCAUCGCCAUCUCCUCCGCACCGGCCAUGGCCGGAACCAGUUCCUGGGCAAUCUCCUCAUCCAGAUGUAUGGAAAUUGUGGAGAAAUCCACCUCGCCAGGGCCGCGUUCCAGAAUUUCGCAAGCAUCAAGGCGGUGGCUUGCUACAACCAGAUGCUCAGCGCUUACGGGAAGAACGGGCUGUGGAACCGGGCACUGGAGUUGUAUCACAGGAUGUGCGAGGAAGGGCCGGAGCCGGACAAGAUCACGUACUUCAUCGUUCUGGGCUCUUGCUCGGCGGUGGGAAGUCUCCGUGAGGCUCGAGAGAUCCAUGCCAGCAUCAUCGAGGCACCACAGAUCAUCAGAGACAAUCUCUCUCUCCAGAACGCGCUGGUAAACAUGUAUGGAAAGUGUGGCAGCGUGGAAGAGGCACGAAAGGUUUUUGAUGGGAUCAAGAACAGGGACGCUGUCUCGUGGACUUCGAUGAUCUCUUCCUACGCCAACAAUGGGUUUUGCGACGAGGCACUGGAUCUCUACCAGCAGAUGGACGCCGAUGGAAUCCAGCCCGACUCGAUAACUUUCACCAGCGCUCUUCUGGCUUGCACGAAACUGGUCGACGGGAAAGCGAUCCAUGCAAGGAUCGUGAGCAGCAACAUGGAGUCGGACUUUGUGGGAAGCGCUCUGAUCAACAUGUACGCGAGGUGUGGAGACGUGAGCUCCGCGAGGCAAGCUUUCGAGAAGAUCCAGAACAAACACGUCGUUUGCUGGACUUCGCUCAUGACGGCUUACGUCCAGACGUGUCACUACAGAGAAGCGCUGGAUCUCUACGGUAGAAUGGACCACGAAGGCGUCCAUGCCGACGGUGUGACUUACGUGACUGCUCUCGGGGCAUGCGCGAGCUUGGGGGCUCUCAAGGAAGGCAAAGCAAUCCACUCGCGGGUGUUCGAGUGUGGAUUCCAGUCGCUUGUCGUCCACACCGCGCUUCUCACCAUGUACGCAAAGUGUGGAGAGCUGGACGCUGCGAGGGCGGUGUUUAACAGGGUCCGGCAGAAGAGAAACGUCUACUGCUGGACGGCGAUGAUAUCUGCUUAUGCCCAAGCCGGGCAUACCCAAGAAGCGUUGGAGCUCUACGACCAGAUGGUGGCCGAGGGGACCCGGCCGAACGAGUAUACUUUCUCAAACGUUCUAGCGGCGUGCUCCUCGUCGGGUGAUCUGGAAGCAGGGAUGAAAAUUCACGGACACGUCGAGAACAGCGAGCUGGCCUCGAAUGUGGCCGUCCAGAACGCGCUGGUGACGAUGUAUGCCAAGUGUGGGAGCUUGGAGCUCGCAAAAUCGGCUUUUGAGGCAUCGGGUCGCAAGGACUUGGUGUCCUGGAACGCGAUGAUCGGAGCUUAUGCUCAGCACGGACUCGGAAGGGAGGCCCUCGACUUAUACCAGACUAUGACGAGCCAGGGGGUGCUUCCGGACGAGGUGACCAUCGCCAGCAGUUUGAGUGCCUGUGCGAUAUCUGGCUCUCUCCAGCUAGGCCGGGAGAUCCACAGCCGGGUGCUCAAGAACCAGAGCUUCCGGUCGAGCUUGAUGGUCCAGACGGCGCUGGUUAACAUGUACGGGAGGUGUGGGAGGCUCGAGACGGCGAGAAGUAUGUUCGAGGACAUGGGACAGAGGGACGUUCUCUCGUGGACUGCAAUGACGUCCGCCUACGCUCAACAGGGCCAUGCUGAUCAAGUGCUCGACUUGUACCUGGAGAUGGUGCUCCACGGCAUCAGGCCCAACGAGAUCACCUUCACGAGCAUCUUGGUGGGCUGCAGCCACGCCGGUUUGCUCGCCAGAGGCGUGGAGUGCUUCCUGGAGAUGCAGAGCGAGCACGAAGUGGUUCCUAUCCGCGAGCAUUUCCUCUGCAUGGUGGAUCUUCUGGGACGAAGCGGGAGGCUGCGAGACGCGGAAGCGCUGGUAGAAUCCAUGCCGUAUCAGCCGGACUCGGUGGCCUGGCUGACGGUGCUUGGAUCGUGUAAGACACACUCGGAUGCUGAUACUGCGAAGCGAGCGGCGAGGAGGGUGAAAGAGCUGGAUCCGGAGAACACUUCGCUGUACUCGCUGCUGUCGAGUAUCUUCACGGCGGCUGGAUUGCCGCAGGAGGCGCUGGAGGUCCAGCUGAGCAUGAAGGAGAUGGGAUUGAAGAAGCCUCCCGGCCAGAGCUUGAUCGAGAAGUAAAACCGAGGACGAUGGCGAAGUAACUGGACCCAUGGAGAUCGAGGGAACUUUGAGAGGCUACGGCAUUGAGGAUAAUUUUCCAGAGAGCUUUUCACAGGUGAAUGGAAAGUUUUUCUUAGUUUUUUGGAAGUGAUCAAUUUCUUCCAGUUCUCGCCGAAGUUGAUCAACUAACUAUGGAUCACAAUCUUUCCAGGUGUUCUACUCGCAAUCGCUGGCUUUUGCUUUGCGGACCAUCCAUUUCAUGCUUUUGAAAUCGUUGCAAAGCUACUCGUAGCGAUGCGCUAACACCGGCUUGGAAAGGUACAAAGGAGUUGCCUUUAAGAGCGGGCUGGAACUGGUGAUAUGCCUUUCAGGAUCGAUGUGGAGUUCGAAUUUUCGGUUCUCUCUUCAUUGUAUACAAACAAACUCACCAAAGUCGCGAUUUUUGGUCAGACUUUUCUCCUUUGAUUCGAUGAUUCGAUUGAGUUGGCAAAUCACAGGUUUCCAUGAAAUUUCUUACUAGAACUUCUAUAGUUUUCUGAUGAUGGAUGGAAUUCUUCCGUUCCAUAGUAAUGAAUCACUUCCCACGUCGGUGAAGUAUUAAAGCC